AUGCCGCCCAAGGCCCCCAAACCUACAAGCGAUGAGCUGCUUGCUCAGUUCGAUGACCUCGAUCUCGACAAAUCUAGCCAAGCACCAAAGCCAGCCGCAAAUGCCAGUGGCGGACAAGAGGAAGACAUUCUGGCCGAGUUGGACCACCUCGCCGCGCAGCGUCCAGCUAGCGGACCGGGGACUCCCCGUCUGUCUAUCGACAAAGCACGAGCAUCGGCACGGUCCCCCAGGCCGAGUGCGACCAUUGAACGCCCGACUGAAGACAAGCCGGUCCGCCAGUCUGAAGAGACAAAUCGACCCCCGCGCGCGGAAAUCAAGGAGCAGCCCAAGCCUGAACCCGAGAAUGCUCCGGCACAACCAGCUGAGGAGAGUGGUGGCUGGUGGGGCGGCUGGGGAGGAGGACUAUACGCCACUGCCACUGCAGCUAUGAAGCAGGCCGAGGCGGCGGUCAAAGAGAUCCAAAACAACGAGGAGGCACAAAAAUGGGCCCAGCAAGUCAAGGGCAAUGUCAGCGCCCUUCGAGAUUUGAGUGGCGAGCUUCGUGACAGGGCCAUUCCAACCUUCACCAAUCUCAUCCACACCCUCGCACCCCCGAUUUCCUCGCAUGAACGUCUCCAAAUCCACAUCACUCAUGAUCUAUCCGGAUACCCAGGCAUCGACCCCUUGGUCUACGCUGUAUUCUCGCGCGUUAUGUCUCAAGUCGAAGGCGGCGACCUCCUAGUGAUCCAGCGCGGCCAAGAAUCGUCCCCCAGGCGUCUCGACGUCACAGGCCUAAUGACUAGCGCUGGGUGGAACGACGGGCCCUGGUGGCGAACCGUCACACCUGGACAACCGCGCAGCAUCAACUCUGUGCGCGGCGCAGUGGAGGGCUCAAAGCUAGCCCGAGCCAGUGCUGAGUCUUACGCUACAGAAUACUUCUCGAGCCGCGGUGGAGUGGAAGAAGCAGCCAAGCAUGCAUCGGAAAGUCUCAGCGAGUCGAACCCUGUUCGCAGUAGCGAUAUAUUCCUUGCUAUUCAGGCUAUCAGCCAGACGGUGUCGAAGGAUCUUUUCCAGGCUCCAGGCGAGGAGGCAGAGACUGAGCAGGAAGAAGAGAUCUCUUUCGCUUUGUACCUGCAUGACCCUAUCCAUGGUAUCGCUUUCCACGCGAUUUCUCAGAACAUCCCGCAAACAUGGAUCGAGUGGCUGGAUGCCUCGGUUCCCGCGCCUGUCGACGAGUCUGAUGACGAGCAUGCGCAGCGAGUCGUUGUCCCCGAGGCUAUCGCCGAGAUCAUCGAGAGUGGAGGCGUCGAUCCCCGCGAGUGGGUUUCGGAGUGGAUCGAGGAGACUCUCUCGCUGGCCGCCGGUACUAUUGCGCAGCGCUACGUUGCUCGCCGGAUGGGCGUCGGAGAGGGCGGUGUUUCUAAGGGUAAGAUGCGAGCUGAGCAGGCAUCUACCGUGGACAGCGGUGCGGGAGAAGCUGCGCGUGCUAUUUAG
Molecule: messenger RNA, 1473 nt
Organism: Penicillium brevicompactum
Lineage: Eukaryota; Fungi; Ascomycota; Eurotiomycetes; Eurotiales; Aspergillaceae
Product: DUF5427 domain-containing protein MTC1
Exons: 2
Coding region: 1-1473 (490 amino acids)
Source: RefSeq, a predicted model, not a curated record